CGCGGCUGCUGCAGGAGGCGGCGCUGGCUGGCGGCUGCGCUCGCUCCAGUCGGCGAGCGGAGCUGCGAGCGAGCGUGUGUUUUUUAAAGAUGGCCGGAGCGGCGGCGGCGGUGGCCGCCGGAGCAGCAGCUGGAGCCGCCGCGGCAGCCGUGUCGGUGGCGGCUCCGGGCCGGGCCUCGGCGCCCCCGCCGCCCCCGCCCGUAUACUGUGUGUGCCGGCAGCCGUACGACGUGAACCGCUUCAUGAUCGAGUGCGAUAUCUGCAAGGACUGGUUCCACGGCAGCUGUGUUGGAGUAGAAGAACAUCAUGCUGUUGACAUUGACCUGUAUCACUGUCCCAACUGUGCAGUUUUACACGGUUCCUCCUUGAUGAAGAAGAGGAGGAACUGGCACAGGCAUGACUACACAGAAAUUGAUGAUGGUUCCAAACCUGUGCAAGCUGGAACUAGAACUUUCAUUAAGGAAUUACGUUCUCGAGUCUUCCCAAGUGCCGAUGAAAUAAUUGUAAAGAUGCAUGGCAGCCAGCUGACACAAAGAUAUCUGGAGAAACAUGGAUUUGAUGUCCCUAUUAUGGUUCCUAAAUUAGAUGAUCUGGGACUCAGGCUCCCUCCACCUACAUUUUCUGUGAUGGAUGUGGAACGUUAUGUAGGUGGUGACAAAGUGAUAGAUGUCAUUGAUGUGGCAAGGCAGGCAGACAGCAAAAUGACACUUCACAAUUAUGUUAAAUACUUCAUGAAUCCUAACAGACCAAAAGUGUUAAAUGUGAUCAGCCUUGAAUUUUCAGAUACAAAGAUGUCUGAAUUGGUGGAAGUCCCGGAUAUAGCCAAAAAACUUUCCUGGGUGGAAAAUUAUUGGCCAGAUGAUUCAGUCUUUCCCAAGCCAUUUGUUCAGAAAUAUUGCUUAAUGGGAGUUCAAGACAGCUAUACCGAUUUCCACAUUGACUUCGGUGGAACUUCAGUCUGGUACCAUGUCCUCUGGGGUGAGAAGAUUUUUUAUUUAAUAAAGCCAACAGAUGAAAAUUUGGCACGUUAUGAAUCUUGGAGUUCAUCUGUGACCCAGAGUGAGGUGUUCUUUGGGGAUAAGGUGGAUAAAUGCUACAAAUGUGUGGUAAAGCAGGGACAUACCUUAUUUGUUCCUACAGGGUGGAUUCAUGCUGUGCUCACUUCUCAGGACUGUAUGGCUUUUGGGGGGAACUUCCUGCACAACCUUAACAUUGGCAUGCAGCUCAGGUGUUAUGAGAUGGAGAAAAGGCUAAAAACACCAGAUCUUUUCAAAUUCCCUUUCUUUGAAGCCAUAUGUUGGUUCGUAGCCAAAAACUUGCUGGAAACCCUGAAAGAACUGAGAGAAGAUGGUUUCCAGCCUCAAACUUACCUAGUACAGGGAGUGAAAGCACUGCAUACUGCUUUAAAAUUAUGGAUGAAAAAAGAACUCGUAUCUGAACAUGCCUUUGAAAUUCCAGACAACGUUAGACCUGGACACCUUAUUAAAGAACUUUCUAAAGUAAUUCGAGCAAUAGAGGAGGAAAAUGGCAAACCAGUUAAAUCUCAGGGAAUUCCUCCUGUGUGUCCAGUUUCACGAUCCUCAAAUGAAGCAACUUCCCCAUACCAUUCCCGAAGAAAGAUGAGGAAACUUCGAGAUCAUAAUGUCCGAACUCCUUCUAACCUAGACAUUCUAGAGCUCCACACAAGGGAAGUCCUCAAAAGAUUAGAGAUGUGUCCAUGGGAAGAGGACAUCUUGAGCUCUAAACUGAAUGGAAAAUUCAACAAACAUCUCCAGCCAUCUUCCACAGUACCUGAAUGGAGAGCGAAAGAUAAUGAUCUACGAUUACUGUUGACAAAUGGAAGAAUAAUUAAAGAUGAAAGACAGCCCUUCACAGAUCAGAGUCUUUAUACAGCAGAUAGUGAAAAUGAAGAGGAUAAAAGAAGGACAAAAAAGGCAAAAAUGAAGAUAGAAGAGAGUUCAGGAAUAGAGGGGGUGGAAAAUGAAGAAUCUCAGAAACCACUGAACAGGUUUUUUACACAUGUGAAAUCAGAACUCAGGAGUAGACCAUCAGGAUAUUCUGAUAUUUCUGAGUCAGAAGACUCCGGACCCGAGUGCACUGCACUGAAAAAUAAUUUUACCACUGAAGAGUCUGAAAGUUCAGGUGAUGAAAAGAAACAAGAAAUAACAUCCAACUUUAAGGAGGAAUCGAAUGUGAUGAGGAACUUCCUUCAAAAGAGCCAGAAGCCAUCUAGAAGUGAAAUUCCAGUUAAAAGGGAAUGUCCUACCUCGACGAGCACAGAGGAAGAAGCUAUUCAGGGCAUGCUAUCUAUGGCAGGGUUGCACUAUUCCACUUGUUUACAAAGGCAAAUACAAAGCACAGACUGCAGUGGUGAAAGAAGCUCUCUCCAGGAUCCCAGCAGCUGCCAUAGCAGUAACCUUGAGGUUAGGCAGUUGUAUCGCUAUGAUAAACCAGUGGAAUGUGGAUACCAUGUCAAGACUGAAGAACAAGACUUGAGGACUUCCUCCUGGAUUAAACAGUUUGAUAAUUCUAGAUUUAAUCCUCAGGAUCUAAGUAGAAGCCAGAAAUGCAUCAAAAAGGAAGGUUCAUCAGAAAUUAGUCAGAGGGUACAAAGUAGGAAUUACGUGGACAGCAGCAGCUCAAGCCUUCAGAAUGGAAAGUAUAUGCAGAAUUCAAACCUGACUUCGGGGGCGUGCCAGAUAAGUAACGGCAGUCUAAGCCCAGAAAGGCCAGUUGGUGAAACUUCCUUCUCAUUGCCCCUUCACCCCACCAAGAGACCGGCAUCAAAUCCACCACCUAUCAGCAACCAGGCAACAAAAGGUAAACGUCCAAAAAAAGGAAUGGCAACAGCCAAACAACGUCUUGGGAAGAUCCUUAAGUUGAACAGAAAUGGCCAUGCACGUUUCUUUGUGUGACAGAGCUGCUGUUGCAGCCAUUCUUCCCUUUGGAGACCAGUCUAGGGGUGCAGGAGCCUGGAGCUUCUGCCAUCCCCCUGCCUGGAGCAGUUUGUGUGAAUAGUAAGAACACUGCCCGAAGAACAGAAUGAACCUGAUGCUGCAUUUUCACUGUGCCACACCCACUCAGCAAUAACCAUUUUGGACCUGGUGGGGGAGAGGAAGGAGGAGGGUAGAACCUUAAAAAGAGACCUUGAACUGGAAAGGGUCUCUUGUCAGGGCUUGAAUUUUAUUUUGUUGUUGGUAGUGUCUGGAUGUAUUUUCAGUGGUAGGGUAAAGAAUUAUCAAUAAUUUAUUUAACAGAUUUUUUUUUUAAAGUUAACAGCUUUUAAAUUCUUUUUUUAAAGCUAUUUAUUUGGAAGAUUUCUGGAGAAAUAUCUCACUAAUUUAGAUGUAAGAAUGUGAUGGUUUUUAAAUUAUUUUUGAUAGUGUGUGUGUUACAUGUGGGGAAGAGCCACGGUAACAGUAACUAGUCUGGACUCUUAAAUUUGAUAUUCAGGUUAAAGUCUUAAACAGGGAUUUGAUGCAUUAAUUAUUUUAAAUUAAGAUGUAUAUGAAAAUCAUUUUAUUUUAUAUAUUUCAUGUGUUUUUUAUAAGCUAUUAGCUUCGCUUUUGCUAACAUCCAAGGUGCAUACUGUUAUCCAGGUUGAUUAACUUAUAUCUCACUUCCCUCUGCACUCCCAUCAUUUUGUGAUAACCCAGUGAGACUCUUCUCUUUGCAGGGAAACACUUUCAUAGCCAAUGUGUAAGAACUCCGUAAAAGAUCCCUCAUUUUGUUUGACAUUGUGAUUUUCUUCUCAAUAUUAAAAAAAAAAUAGGCUUUUGCAUUUUCAUUUCUGCUGAUAAUAUCUGGGUCCCAAAGAGAACAGCUUUAAUAUCUUUUUCCUAUUUUAGGGAAAAGUAUUAUAAGUUUGGUUAAAUUGUCAUGUUUAUAGUUUUUCCAAAUACAUUUGUAACUACAGUGGGCCUUCUUCAUACUGCUGGUGUUGCACAACAGGACUGACACCUGCUGCAGAGGUUAUAUCUUACGAUGCUUUUAUUCACCAUAUCUGAUUUGUUGAAAAUAUUUUUGACUUAGGAUAUUCAAAUCUGCAUAAUAAGCCGUAAUAUAUAGGAUUAAUACUACAUUAAUUUGUAUAGAAGCAAGCAUGUUGGAAUAGAUUUUUUGUGUGUAUUUACUUUUUCAUUUCUUAAUUUUCUAAAGAAUUAUUUAAGAUAUGGAUUUGGAGUAAAAUGGGUGCUUCUGGCAGUUUAUUCCAUCUAUCCUAAUCUGACAAGUGCAUACUGAAGUUAAGUAUCCGGUUAAACUUUAAUUAUUUAUCUCCUUUAUGUAUAAUUUUUACUAAAUGCAGAUUUCAGUUGCUUGUAGUACCCAUUUUCCCUUUUUUUCCUUUCAUGGCAUAAAAAUAAGUGAUUUCUGGGGGUGGGGUGGAAAUGUUCUCAAGUCUGACAAUAGAGCAUUUUACAAAUUCCUACAAAGAAAAUAUAGGCAAAUAGAUAAAAUUUACUUUUGUGGAGAAGUAUGGCCAUAUUAUGGAUUUGUCUUUUUUUACUUAGCAAUAUAGCAGGACUUAACCCUUCUGUAUUAUCACUUGAAUUGCUAAUAAGAAAAAAGUCUAUACCAUCAUCUUUACACAUUUGAAUGCAACCAUGAUUUUCAAAGAAAAAUAUUCCUUAGUGUCUGCAUUCCAAAAUUUCAUGGGAUAAAUAUCAAAUAGUUUAUGAAGUAGCCUUGCUGGUUCAGAUGGACCAAAGUCUGAAUCUUAUCUGGGUAUCAGG
Sapajus apella (tufted capuchin) is the source of this 4733-nucleotide messenger RNA. RefSeq names its product lysine demethylase 7A (gene KDM7A). Gene Ontology annotation, biological process: regulation of transcription by RNA polymerase II; protein demethylation. Gene Ontology annotation, molecular function: histone demethylase activity; transcription coregulator activity. NCBI's taxonomy places the organism in Eukaryota, Metazoa, Chordata, Mammalia, Primates, Cebidae. The record is from RefSeq and is a predicted model, not a curated record. The transcript has 20 exons. The coding region runs from base 90 to 2915 and encodes 941 amino acids.